Messenger RNA from Cryptomeria japonica (Japanese cedar), 1625 nucleotides. RefSeq lists its product as uncharacterized. Gene Ontology annotation, molecular function: ubiquitin binding. The coding region runs from base 340 to 1245 and encodes 301 amino acids. The record is from RefSeq and is a predicted model, not a curated record. The transcript is spliced from 5 exons. Lineage: Eukaryota; Viridiplantae; Streptophyta; Pinopsida; Cupressales; Cupressaceae.
AUCCCAAUUCAAAGACUGGCUCCCCUUUAUUCGUUUGGGUCCGCCCUAUUUAAAUAUAUGUUUUACUCUGUAUAGCUUUUUCCUCCACGCAAGUCCACAAUUUGGGAAGGGCACCGCUUGCAUAUAUUCAUAGAGAGGGAGAUACGUUUUCAUCGUGUAUUUCUUUUAGCAGAGAAACGGAAAAGAUUUUCAAGAGCUCGCAAUCGAGGUAUAAUCAGGGAGAAGAGGGUGACCGGUGGUGGUACUAUUUUGAUGGAGUGAGAGAUUGCAGGGGGAUUUUCAGAGCAAAAUUGAGAAAGGAGAGGAGAGCGAUAGAGAGGAGGAGGAAGAAGAACAGCCAUGUCUGCGUUAGUGUGUGGAAAGAGGUCAGUUUUUGAAGAUCUGCACACACCACCUCCCAUUUCGAAGAGGCUUCGCUGUUCCUCCGGUGGUAAUUCGCCAAUCCGCACCUUUACAAGGACUCCUUCUCCGACGCCGCCUCCCUCCGUAGAGACAGACCCAGAUACAGAAAUUGCUGUUGCUGCACCUACUUAUCACAGUGAUACCCACAUUCAUACGCUAUCUCACCUCAAACGGCUCUUCCCUCACAUGGAUGAACAGCAUCUUCAAGCAGUUUUGGAGUCAUGUGGCAAUGAUCUUGCUUCUGCAAUCAAAAGUUUGAAUGAAUUACAGUUAGGGUCAAAUGAGAGAGAUUCCUCUUCAUGUGGAAUUAUACCAGAUUCAAGUAUCGGUUCAGAUCUUCGCCCAUCCAAUGAAGCAAACCGAGUAAAUCACUUUCCUGUCAAAGAAACAGAUGCUAACAACGCAGAAGGCUCUGCUACAGCCCUUCCGGUUAAUGGAUCUGACUGGGUGCAGCUCCUUUUGCAAGAGAUGCAGAAUGCAUCUGAUAUGGAUGAUGCCAGGCUACGUGCUUCAAGAGCACUUGUAGCACUUGAAAAUGCUAUUGUUGCUCGGACAGGUUCUAUAGCUGAAAAUUUGCAGAAGGAAAAUUUGUUGCUAAAGCAGCAAGUUGAAGGUCUAUUUCGUGAUAAUAGCAUUCUCAAGCGAGCUGUUACCAUACAGCAUGAGCGUCAAAAAGAGCACGAGGAAAGGGGGCGAGAGUUGCAGAAUCUGAAGCAACUUUUAUCUCAGUAUCAAGAACAGCUAAGGACAUUGGAGGUAAAUAAUUAUGCUCUGACCCUUCAUCUUCGUCAGGCUCAAGAAAGCAACUCCAUUCCUGGGCGUUUUCAUCCUGACGUGUUCUGAAAUUUUCAGUGUGCAAAGAUUGUAAAGAGAUCAAGAGAGAUAUCAAAGGUUAAAUUUUCUGCAGUAGUUACAUAUUCCCUUACACAUUACAGGUGGAUUCCAAUUGAAAUUCAAAAAAUCAAAGGCUGUAAAGGUUUUUGAUACUUUAUUUUUGUUUAAUUGCAAAGCAAUUUUGAAUGAGAUAAUUUACAAGAGUUUUUGAAGAAUCCUUUAUGAAAGAUGGCAAAAUCCUAAACUUAAACUUGAAUGGGUUGGAGGAUGAGAACCUGUCAAAGACACUAUAUUUUUCUGAAUAGUUUUCGAGCAUGUACUAGAUAAAUAUCCAUCUGGUCUUUUGUGUGAAGCUUUGAAUUAAUGAAUGGUAUUUUUUUAUAGUUGCA